Huiozyma naganishii CBS 8797 is the source of this 1560-nucleotide messenger RNA. RefSeq names its product Ldb17p (gene LDB17). Bases 1 to 1560 code for a protein of 519 amino acids. The transcript has a single exon. Gene Ontology annotation, molecular function: Arp2/3 complex binding. Lineage: Eukaryota; Fungi; Ascomycota; Saccharomycetes; Saccharomycetales; Saccharomycetaceae. Gene Ontology annotation, cellular component: actin cortical patch. Gene Ontology annotation, biological process: actin cortical patch assembly; endocytosis; actin cortical patch localization. The record is from RefSeq and is a predicted model, not a curated record.
AUGAUAAUAGACCCGUCUGCACCCAAUGCUUCACCAAAACGCAAUAAUGAGGAAAUCGUCCAAUUUUGGCAGGUGAUGGAGGAUACCUUGGAUUGUCCGGAUGUCGAAAACACCGCAGACGUAAAUUCGAGACUGGUUACAUAUCUGAAAACCUCCACAGACUCUUACAAGGAUUUUAUAAACUCAGACAAGGAUAUUUAUAGGAUGGCGCUCACAUUUGUCGAAUCCCAGAUGUUCAAUUUAAAGAGGCAUUUUUGUUUGGGGAAACUGCUUUCCCUGCUGAAUAUCGAUCUUUUGGAGAUGAACAUGAAAUUCAUUAUCAGUUACAUUUUGCUAUUUGAAUGCAAGAGGAAUUUGUCAUCCCUAGACGUUAUUCUCGACCACCAAGGGUUCAACGUCAUAUACAACACCCUUUACACGCAAUUUGCAUACUUGAAGAUAUAUGGGGGUGGUACUGAUAUCCAUGUAGGACAGGCGGACCCCAAUAAGCUGUCGCGGGAUAUAGCCGAGCUGGAUUUGGUAAUAUUCGACGAGAUGGAGCAAAUAUCGACGGUGCUGAUGGAUAUCCUGUUUCAAAUAUUCAAAUACUGCAAAUGCUGCUUAAAGAACGUCGAACUACUGGACGAUUUUUUUAUUCACUACCUGAUAGUAUCCAUCAGAUCGGAUACGCUUGAUGACUUGUUCAACAACGCAAAAUUCAAGCUGGUACUGGCGAUAAAUGAGCAGUACAUGAUUUUGGAGAAAUCCGUUCCAAACAAGAUCGGGAAGUAUCUGGUUCACAACUCGAUAGCAAGCAAUUUCAUAGAACUUCUGCUGCUGAAAUUUAACCGAAUCAAGGACGCCUCGUUGCAGAUUAUGAUGUGCAAAAUCUUGUACCAUAUUUUGACCACAAAUAACAAAGACACUGUGGAGCAUGUAUUUUACCUCAACGACCUGAACGUGUUUGUAGAUGUGCUUAUCAGAGAAUUGCAAGACAUAUCGGAGCAAGAGGAGGUGCUUAGAAAUAUAUUUUUGAGAGUACUUGCUCCAUUGUUAAAGAACUCUCAACUUGCAGACACCCACUAUCGAGCUGCUGAUCUGAACAAUUUAUUAAACUAUCUGUCCGUCUCGGAUAAUAUUUGUUCUAGUGGUAAUGUGUUGUCGGAGCACGAUACAACUGUUAAAUUGGCCCGCAAAUGUCUAACGGAUGUCCCUUGGUUAAACACUUAUACUCCCAAUGAAGCAGAUUUGGGUUCUCGUAACAACAGUGGGAAGUCCAGCAGAGCAUCUAGCAUUACGGCAAUGGCAAUGUCAUUUCCUGAAUCGAAUGUAUUAUCAUCACCUUCAUCCUCACUGUCAUUGAAUGCAUCAAUUAAUAACCAGCCCCAUAGGGGUUCCGUCGUUUCUAAUCAGCAGUCCCUAUACAGUGGGGCUGAUAUAUCUGCCGAGUCGCUGGGAACCCGAAAGACGAAACCUUUACCGCCACCACCUGUCCCGCCGUCUAGAAAAUUUCAUAAUUCCAAUUCUAGAAAAAAUGCAACGUCACAUCUCACAGGUGUCUAUUCUACUAGAACUUUGUAA